GUGGUGGGCGUGGCCUCAAGCAGCGGGCGUGCUAACGGAGUGUGGGCGUGGCCUAGUGCGCCACAGCCUCGGCAGAAGAUGGCGGCGGCGCGGGGCCUGGUCCGCGUGAUCGGCUGCUCAGGUGUGCUGCCCCUCUGCCGCCAGCUGCCGGUGUGGGGCAGAGCCGCCCGGCAGCCCCCCAGCCUCCCACUCACCCCAUGUCGUGCCUUCAGCAACAACAAGAUCCAGGUGGAGCUGGACGAGAGCUCAGGCAUCGCCACAAUGAAGUUCAAGAGCCCCCCAGUCAACAGCCUCAGCCUGGAUUUCCUCACCGAGUUUUGCAUAAGCCUGGAGAAACUGGAGAAUGACCGAGCGUGCCGGGCCGUGAUCUUCACAUCUGCUGUCCCCAGAGUCUUCUCAUCUGGCUUGGACAUCACCGAGAUGUGUGGGAAGAGCACGGAGCACUAUGCCACGUUCUGGAGAGCCGUGCAGGAGAUGUGGCUCCGACUGUACAGCUCCAACAUGAUGACAGUCGCAGCAAUCAAUGGCUCCAGCCCUGCGGGAGGCUGUCUCAUUGCCUUGACGUGUGACUACAGGAUCAUGGUGGAAAACCCCAAAUUCGUCAUUGGCCUGAAUGAAACCCAGCUGGGCAUUGUGGCUCCCUUCUGGUUUAAGGACACAUUUGUGAACACUGUGGGACACCGAAUUGCUGAGCGCUCCCUCCAGCUGGGCUCCCUCCACUCUGCAUCCGAGGCCCACAAAUUUGGCCUUGUGGAUGAACUGGUGCCAGAGGAGAAGCUGCAGGAGAAGACUAUGGCUGUUGUGGCACAGUGGCUGGCCAUUCCCGACCAUGCCCGUCAGCUCACCAAGUCCAUGAUGAGGAAGGCAGUGUUGGACCGCCUGGUAGCUCACCGGGAGGAAGACAUUCAGAACUUCGUCAGCUUCGUCUCGAAAGAGUCCAUCCAGAAGUCACUUCGCAUUUACAUGGAGAUGCUGAAGAAGAAGAAGAGCUGAGGAGCCACCCGGGCCCAGUCCCAGGAGCUUGAGUGACCCUCAGAAACACUGCAGUAGCUGUAGACUUUCACAGUGAAGCCGUCUGCAGUGUCGGCAGCUGGUGAUGUGCUGCCUGCUCCACCACCCCUUCCCCUUACUCCCCAUGUGCCUGACACCAGCACUGCCUUUCCUGAGAGUGGAGAGAGCUGCCUGCUCGGCUCCGCUGAGGAACAGACCAGGAGAGGGUCUCGACACCACUGUGGUCCUUGGAUAUCCUCCCUUCUGUUCAUUGGCUAAUUGUGAAAUGAGAUUUGUCAAUAAAGUCUUUGAUGAUGUAGGAGAUGGAUGCUUGUUCCUCAGGCAGUCCGUGGUCACCGCUGGUGGCCGAUCCCCAGGCUCUGGUUAUGGUGGGCUGGGGGGCAGCUUGGCCAGCAGCCGGCUACAACUCUUCUGCAGAUCGGGACCUGGAGCCACGAUGCGCAGGGCUUGUGGACAGGGCUGCAGGGAGCGCCUUCACGGGG
Messenger RNA from Cuculus canorus (common cuckoo), 1493 nucleotides. It is a transcript of the gene ECI1, whose product is annotated as enoyl-CoA delta isomerase 1. The record is from RefSeq and is a predicted model, not a curated record. Gene Ontology annotation, molecular function: enoyl-CoA hydratase activity. The coding region runs from base 79 to 993 and encodes 304 amino acids. Gene Ontology annotation, cellular component: mitochondrion. Lineage: Eukaryota; Metazoa; Chordata; Aves; Cuculiformes; Cuculidae. Gene Ontology annotation, biological process: fatty acid beta-oxidation. The transcript has 7 exons.